Molecule: messenger RNA, 972 nt
Organism: Lachancea fermentati
Lineage: Eukaryota; Fungi; Ascomycota; Saccharomycetes; Saccharomycetales; Saccharomycetaceae
Source: the annotation of a GenBank genome assembly
AUGCUAGAUUUUAAGUAUGACUUCGAUGAUAUUAUUCCGUUGCCCAUCUCUAGUGAUGCAGAAGGUGAACUAUGUCAGAUAAUGUAUGACGACGACUACAAACAUUUAAUGGGCAUCGCUCGGGCUAUGCUAGAGUCAAAGGAGCUUUCAGAGCGUGCUUUGCACAUUACCAAUUCGGUAGUGGAAGUUGUGCCUGCCUUUUACACAAUUUGGAAUUAUCGGUACAAUAUUGUGAGAUUUCUAUACGGUGAGAAUGCUGAGGCACUCGAUAAGGAAUUGGACUGGUUAGAUGAAUUUACAUUGAACAACCCCAAAAACUACCAGAUUUGGUCUUACCGUCAAGCAAUUUUGCAGUUGCAUCCCAAACCAAGUUUUAAAAGAGAAUUGCCCAUUCUUCACUCGAUGAUUGAUGAUGACACUAAGAACUAUCAUGUGUGGUCCUACAGAAGGUGGUGCGUACUGUUCUUCAAAGAUUUCACCAAAGAACUCGCGUUUGCAGGUGAUUUCAUCCGUAGGGAUGUGUACAAUAAUAGUGCGUGGUGCCAUAGGAUGUUCGUACUCAAAAACUAUCAUCCUAGUGCACAAGAAAUAGAAGCUGAAAUAACAUACGCGAAGGAAAUGAUAGAGAAAGCGCCUCAAAACAUUAGCCCUUGGAAUUAUUUAAGAGGAAUUCAUGAAGUUUUCUUAAGCGGGAACUAUAGUCCCGAAACAGUAGAAUUCGCAUUGUCGUUUGUGGGAGAUUUCUUCGAACGCAAAUUCUCAAUAAAUCAUGAAGGCAGCCUGUGUGAAGAAGCCCCUGUAGUCGAAUCAUCUUUUGCAUUAGAACUCCUGGCUACUGUUUAUUCCAAGAGAAGGGAGCAUUUGCAGAAAGCAAAAGAGGCCUACCACGGUUUGAUUGCAUGGUAUGAUCCCAUACGUAAAAAUUUUUGGGAAUACAGACUGGGUCUGUUAGAAAAAGAUGAAGGUAAGUAA